UGUUGUCCAAACAACAUACAUUAAUCUUGCUGCUGCUGACAGACCAAUUACUUAAUCUACAAAACACUGGGUCUCGGUUUAGAGAUGAAAAAGUUAGUGCUUAUACAGUUAUAUUUUCUAUCUUUAAAUGAGUUGAUUUUAUGUACAUUCCAGCAGUCUGCCUUCCAUGAAACCUUUGUUGAAUUGAAUCAGUGUAACAUACCAUUUGAUUGUCAAGAACAACUGGAGCAUUUCUACUCUGAUGUAAUGUUGGAAUACCUGAGCAAAACCUUCUCAACUGGAGAAUACAGUGGCGAAACACUGAUAGACAUUGGAACAGGACCUACGCUACACAGUGUGAUAAGUGCCAGUUCUUACUUUGAAGACAUUAUUGUCACUGAAUUUACUAACCAUAAUUGUCAAACAAUUGAGAAAUGGAUUAACAAAGAAGAUGGACAUUUCAACUUAAGCUCAGCAAUCCAAUAUGUGCACAAAUUGGAAGCAACAAGGACCCCAGCCCAAGUCGAACAGCAGCUGAGACAGAAAGUGAGGGUACUGAAGAGUGACCUUCACCUGGAAAACCCCUUCGAACCCAUCACAGUAGGAUAUGCAGACUGUGUAAUAACUAGCCUGUGUUUUGACCCUGUUUGUGAUGACCCAAUAAUGCAUUUUCAAGCUUUGAAUAAUGUGACAUCCUUACUCAGCCCAUGGGGGACGUUGGUGAUGGUUGGAGUCAAGGUGGAUUGGGACUACAAGCUACACAACACCGUUUUUCUGGGUCGUGAUAACGUAAUACAGGACAAUCUGAAAGCCCUGUGGUUCCACAUAAUUGAGUUUAAUACUGUGUAUGAUCAUAGAGGUGUGUUUGUUUAUGUGGUGGCAGUUAAGCUAGAUUAGUUUACUUUAUGUAAUUUGUAAACCUUGUUUUCACUUACUGGCUGGUGGGGUAUGAUAAUGUAGUUGAUGAGUAUGAAUCAGCCUUUACUAUGUAUGUUACUUAUAUUAGAUAAUGAAUCAAUUGUUAGAUAGUGGUUAUAAUAGAUGACUAUGAGUAAUGGAAAAGUUUGCAUCAUUGAUUAACUUGAGAAGGACUAUACUCUGCUCCAGGCUUCUCUGUUCUGCUCUCCUCCUACACCUCUCCCCCUCUCCGGAUAUACUGAAAUGCUUUCCGGAUAUAAUGAAAAUUAUCUCACACUUACAUUCUCAAAGCUUCUUACUCAUAUUUAUGAGACUUGAGCGUUUCAUACAGUUUGUGAAUGUGUUUCACAUGCGUCUGUGCAAGCAUUUCAUAUAAAUAUGUAUGUGAAUGUUCAGUAGUAUGAAUGUGUGUAAACAUUUCACGUGAAUUUCAUAUCGUAUCGAUGCGAGCAUUUCACAUAUGUGGAUGUGGGUUUUCAGUAGUAUGACUGUGUGAACGUUUCAUGUGUUUUUGUAAGGACAGGCUGAAUUAUUUCCUAAACGGCCCCUCAUCUGUUGUUGCUCAUUUGUAAUGUACAUUUUGUUGCUUAGUGAGAAAAUGCUUGAUUUCUGAUGAGAUGUCAAAUUGGUACGUGCAAUGCGAAUUGUCCAAUUGCAUUGCACGUUGUAUGGGCGUGAUACUGUAGCAUCAGACAUAAGGUAUGUUCGACUUCAUGCAGCGGCGCCGACAGCCGGUUGCAGCCGGCUGCCUUGAAGCUGAGAAUGCCAUUGGCUGCUUUAAGUCACACCAGCGCUGCAUGAAGUCGAACGUACUAUUACGGAAAUGAUGCACCCCUCAUUUCGAGGAUUAUUUUUUCCAACUAGAUAGACACAUAAAACUGGAGAGAAAGCAGACAAUGAUAACUCAACGCCAAAAAAUAAUUCUCUCCGCACUCGUCUUUGUAAUUGUCUCCAUUGUUAUUGCUAUUGGAAAAACUCAGGAGCUCCUGAGCAUGCCGAGUCCUUUAACGAGUACGCUUGGCAUCCUUUCUGUUGGUGGAAUGACGCUCCUUUGGCGAGACAUCAGCUCCCAAAUUAAAGGACAAAACCGAACAUUAAGCAGUUUGCUCAGCCAGUAUUUUGCAGUGAAGUUCGUUGGUUGGCUUGGAAAGCGGCAAAGAAGUAAACUAGAAGCCGACACACUGAAUGUACGGCAAGUCCAAGAGGAAACUCUACUGAAGCGCUUGCGUAAGAACGCGCAGACAUAUUAUGGAAAGCAGUAUGAUUUCAGUUCAAUCAAAGAUUGUGAAACGUAUUGCUUGCGGCAUCCUGUAACGACCUACAAGCACUACAGAGAGCUGAUAAAACGCAUCGCCCUAGGUGAGGACAAGGUCAUCAUUGCUGAGAAACCUUUGAUUCUUGCUUUGACCUCUGGUACAUCAGGAGCCAGUGCCAUGCUACUGAGCACUAAGGACACCAACACUGAGUUCUUCUUACAGGGUGUGGCAGUCUGUCUGGAUGCCAUGCGGGGGGCCUUCCCUGCCAGCGAGAGCCUCCAGCGCACCACCAAGCUCUUUUACACACCAACGUUUCGCCAGUCAGAGGCAGGGAUACCCAUCGGACCAAACUCCUCAACGCCAGCCUCCUCACGUCACAUGCUCAACCUCUACACCACCCCAGCACCUGCCUUCCAAGUGCCCAGUGAGAAAGACACCCUCUAUUUGCAUCUUCUGUUUGCUCUCAAAGACCCAAGUGUGGGCACUCUUGAGUCAAAUUUUUCCUCCACAGUCUUCUAUGCUUUCAGUGCCCUGCAGGAUCGCUGGCAGGAGUUGGUGGAGGACAUUGAGCUGGGUCAUAUCAGCCAGACUUUGGCCCUGGAAUCUGCUGUGCGAACCAGCCUGGAGAGUCUGAUGAAACCAGACCCAGGGAGGGCUUCCGAGCUCCGGGCCCAGUUCCAUCAAGGGUUUCUGGGCAUUGCCAAGCGCCUCUGGCCCCAGCUUAACCUGGUCUUGACUGUGGACUCGGGCUCCAACCAGAUCUAUGGAGAGAUGCUGAGGGAGCACUACUGUCAGGGAGUGCCAUUCUACUCACCCUUCUAUGCUGCUACUGAGGGUCUCAUCGGGGUGAACCUGUGGCCUGAGGAACAGCCCAGGCGCUAUCUGCUGUGUCCUCGAUCAAUGUUCUGUGAGUUCUUGCCUGAGGCCAGCCUGGACCAGGAACAGCCUAAAACACACCUUAUGGACCAGGUGGAAGAGGGACACAACUAUGAGCUGGUCAUCACCAACGCUUCAGGUCUCUUUAGAUAUCGUCUCGGAGACAUUGUGAAAGUGGUUGGGUUCCACAACCAGUGUCCUGUUGUGGAAUUUCAAUACAGACGCGGUCAGAUGCUGAGCGUACGAGGAGAGAAGAUAUCAGAGUCCAUGUUUUUGGGCGCUCUAAAGAAAGCCGUGGAACAGUGGCCCGGAGCGAACCUGCUCGACUACAGCUGUGCUGAGAGCGGCCUUCUGGGUGACUCAUCCGGGGGGUCAGACCCUCACUAUCAGGUCUUUGUAGAGCUGGAGGGAGUCAGGAACAUUUCAGAGGAGCAGCGUUAUAAGUUGGACCAGUGUCUGCAGGAGGACUCUGCUGUCUACAAGUCGUUCCGCCUCAAGGGUAGCAUCGGUCCAAUGAGGGUACACCUGGUGGCUGGGGGGGCUUUCAAUGAGCUACGCAAACAGAUGAUGUCCUUCUCCAACACCUCACCAAACACCUUCAAAAUGCAUCGUGUGCUGCGCAGGAAAGAGUAUGCUGACUUCUUGUUGGGGAAGACCGUUUCCUGAAUGCUUGUAAGGCUGUGAGGGAAUUUUUUUGGUCUGAAGACUUUGUCAACCAGGCAUCGUAGACGUUGCAUGUGGUAAUGGAAUAGGCGUGUCAUUUAUAAUACUCAGUCUGCUCAAAAGUGAUCUAAUUUAUCAACUUUUUCUUUUCAUUUUACUUUCCCAGUAUUAAUGCAGAGAAAGUUUCAUUGCACUUCAGGAAUUUGAUUUCCAUGACAAUAAAGAACACAAAAUUAUACAUUG
Hypomesus transpacificus is the source of this 3935-nucleotide messenger RNA. It is a transcript of the gene ghdc, whose product is annotated as GH3 domain containing. Lineage: Eukaryota; Metazoa; Chordata; Actinopteri; Osmeriformes; Osmeridae. The transcript has 13 exons. The record is from RefSeq and is a predicted model, not a curated record. Bases 1794 to 3695 code for a protein of 633 amino acids. Gene Ontology annotation, cellular component: cytoplasm. Gene Ontology annotation, molecular function: acid-amino acid ligase activity.